Paramormyrops kingsleyae is the source of this 1526-nucleotide messenger RNA. It is a transcript of the gene reep6, whose product is annotated as receptor accessory protein 6. The record is from RefSeq and is a predicted model, not a curated record. NCBI's taxonomy places the organism in Eukaryota, Metazoa, Chordata, Actinopteri, Osteoglossiformes, Mormyridae.
CCGAUUAAAUUAAGGAAAGCCGUUGAAUCAUUCUGUCAGCAAUAUUUAUCGUUUUGGACAUUGCAAAGGUUGCUCCUUAUUAUAAAAUAGUUCUACGUUUUGCUUAUCUCAAUAUAUGUAAAUAUUCCCGUACUACUCAUUGAGUUUGUGUUGAAGUCGGAUCACAUAGUGUUUAAUUUCGAGCAACAAUGUUUGCCAAACUGAAAGAGCGUUAUGACAAGUUUCUAAAUGAGAAGAACUUCGUAACAGACUAUCUGGGGAAAAUCGAGGAGAAAACUGGAAUUAAAAAGAACUACAUUGUUGCAGGUACCCUCUCUCUUACAGGGCUGUAUUUAAUCUUUGGAUAUGGUGCCUCUCUGCUCUGUAAUUUGAUCGGUUUUGUGUAUCCUGCAUAUUUGUCCAUUAAGGCGAUUGAGAGCGCAGACAAAGAAGAUGACACCAAUUGGCUGACCUACUGGGUCAUCUAUGGAAUUUUUAGUGUGGGUGAAUUUUUCUCUGACAUAUUCCUCUACUGGUGCCCUUUCUACUAUGUUGGGAAGUGCUUAUUCCUGCUUUGGUGCAUGGCUCCUGGGAGCUGGAACGGGUCUCAAAUGCUUUACCAUCGAGUGGUGCGGCCAUUCUUCCUCAAACACGAGGCCGAGCUGGACAGAGUGGUGAACGACCUCAGCGGGAAGGCCAUGAGCGCUGCGGAGAGCGUCACCAAAGAAGACUGACCUGAAUGUAGACUAAUUCGCAAACAAAUUCCUCAACCAGAACACCGCAAAGUCUAAGUGACCUGAUGAAAGACUGAAGCGUGUUGAUGUCACAUGUUUAAACCGGGUUUAACUCUCAUCACUCUUCUAAUUCACAACUGAUAGUUAAUGAGCUACUGAGGGGGACCAGGAGGAAUGCUGUCUUGCAUUUCCUUAAUAAAGGUUCAAGUAAUGUGUCCCAUUUUGAUAUAUCUGUGGAUGCUAGAUUCCACAAGAAUCAAGACGUUAGAAUCAGGAAAAUGAAUCAGGAAGUCAUAUUAAACCAUUACAUAUUAGCCAUUGGUUGUUGCAUUCUUAUUUGUGCAACAAUCUCUGUUGCUGAUAUCAACACUUAACGAUGUUUACAAUCAAUCAGUAUCUUAUGUAUGUUCAGCAGAAGGUUUUAAUAAUUGAGCAAUUUUGUUAUUAUCCAUUAUAGUCUUUUUGUAACUAAUGAUUAGGGCUGGGUCACAGAAUUAAAUACAUGGAAAACUUAUCUGAACUUGUUAGAAAUAUGGUGUGAUUAUUGUUUGCCAGAUUUCCUUACUGCCAUCUCCUUUACAAGAGUUAUAGAAAAGCAGUACAACAUUAAUGCAGAAUAAGGUAUAGUACUAGCUGAACACAAAAUGUCCAUACAAACAAACCACAUGGAGCACUCAUCUAAUUGGCUAUGGAGAAAUUCAGUUAGACUGUGGAUAAGGUUGAAUAAAUCUUCAGACAGCGUGACAAAAUGUAUUUUAAUGAAGGAUUGUCCAUGUAUUUGUACUCUAAUAAAACAAUGAUGAUUAAACUCUA